AUGGAAUCGGCUACGCUGCUUGAAAAUAGCUAUUGGGGCUACUGGGCGACGGUUGGCUUAUUCGCUCUCAUUUUUAUGUGUGCGACUGCUAUUGGAGCUGUCACAUACAAUGUCUUCUUCCACCCCUUGGCGAGAUUCCCUGGACCGAGGUUUGCAGCGACUACGAGACUCGUGAAGCAUUUCAAAGCUAUCCAGGGGGUGCAACACCAAUGGAUCAAGGAACAGCACGACAUAUACGGGCCGGUUGUGCGAAUUGGACCCAACAUCUUGAGCUACACAAACCCCGAAGCCCAGAAGGAUGUCUGCGGUCACAGAACUGCAACGCACAAGGCUAACCUGAAGGACUUUACUUUCUUUGCAAAAGAAGUCAACGGUGUUCCGUCCCUUGUAAGUAUCGAAGAUCAUGAAGAGCAUGGUCGAGUGCGUCGCAUCUUCUCGAACGCCUUUUCCGACAAAGCGCUCAAAGAACAAGAGCCCCUUAUUCGGAAGUAUGCCGACAAGCUUGUGGCUUCUUUGACAAAUCAGGUAGCAGCAGGAAAGGCUCCGGACAUUGUCAAGAUGUACAACUGCGCAACGUUCGACGUCAUGGGGGACCUGUGUUUUGGCCAAUCCCUCGGACUUCUGGAAGACUCGGAGUACUCUCCAUGGGUGAAAGCUAUCUUUGAGGGCUUCAAGGCACUUCAGCUGGCUGGCGCGUCUCGCGAUUAUCCAUUCUUUGCUCCUCUGCUUGACCUUCUCAUACCACGAUCACUUCAGAAGAAGCGUCAAGACCACUUUCAAUACUCUGCCGACCGUGUCAACAAGCGCCUCAAUACCAACACGGACAGGCCCGACAUCUGGACUCUUGUUCUCCGCCACCAAGAGAAGGGUAAUGGUCUCUCCAUGGCGCAGAUGCACUCAAAUGCAUCUCUCUUCAUGGUAGCAGGUACAGAGACCACAGCGACUCUAUUGAGCGGGUUGACCGAUCUACUACUCAAACAUCCCGACAAGCUUGCUAUAUUGACGGCUGAAAUUCGCAACUCUGUCACCACCACUGAUGAGUUGACUAUCAACAAUCUGCAACGUCUUACCUAUCUUCAAGCUUGCCUCACCGAGGGGCUACGCUUAUACCCGCCUACCCCACUUGGCUCUCCGCGCAUUGUUCCUGAAGGCGGAAAUGUUAUUUGCAAUGAGUUUCUUCCUGCCGGAACAAACAUAUGCGUCAACUACUGGGCCGCCUUUCGAUGCGCCGACAAUUUUUACAGACCCGAAGCCUUCCUUCCGGAACGCUGGCUGCCAGAGCCCCCACACGAGUUCGCAAAUGAUAAGAGAGACGUCAUGCAGCCAUUCUCCGUUGGCCCAUAUGCCUGCUUGGGAAAGAAUCUUGCCUACCACGAGAUGCGCCUCAUCCUGGCCAAAGUGCUCUAUAACUUCGAUUUGGUCCCUUACGUUGCUAAUGAGAGUAAGAUGGACAGGGACUGGUCGGACCACAAAGUGUUCGGACUUUGGGAGAAGCCUCCUCUACCUGUCAAGCUUGUUAAAAGAUCUUAG
This is a messenger RNA of Lasiodiplodia theobromae, 1530 nucleotides long. RefSeq names its product Cytochrome p450. The transcript is spliced from 4 exons. NCBI's taxonomy places the organism in Eukaryota, Fungi, Ascomycota, Dothideomycetes, Botryosphaeriales, Botryosphaeriaceae. Gene Ontology annotation, molecular function: heme binding; oxidoreductase activity, acting on paired donors, with incorporation or reduction of molecular oxygen; monooxygenase activity. The coding region runs from base 1 to 1530 and encodes 509 amino acids. The record is from RefSeq and is a predicted model, not a curated record.